This is a messenger RNA of Talpa occidentalis (Iberian mole), 2733 nucleotides long. It is a transcript of the gene SEL1L2, whose product is annotated as SEL1L2 adaptor subunit of ERAD E3 ubiquitin ligase. The coding region runs from base 86 to 2149 and encodes 687 amino acids. Gene Ontology annotation, biological process: ERAD pathway. The record is from RefSeq and is a predicted model, not a curated record. Gene Ontology annotation, cellular component: endoplasmic reticulum membrane. The transcript has 20 exons. Lineage: Eukaryota; Metazoa; Chordata; Mammalia; Eulipotyphla; Talpidae. Gene Ontology annotation, molecular function: protein binding.
UCCCACACAGAACUGAAAAAAAGGAAUCUUGUGGGCCAGCCAUCUAGUUCUGCCUGUGUUACAGUGAAGAGGCACUACCUAGAAGAUGAAGCCCUUGUGCCUCUUAACAGAGAUACUGAUAAUUCUUGGGGUCACAAUGAAAAGUAUUGAAGCAGAAAAACAGGGUAAAAAGCAAAAAGAAAGAAAUGUCACCACACAGGUACCAGUGAACGAAUUGAAACAAUUUUUAUCGCAAGUAUUGGAACGAAGGACAUUGAAUAAAGUAAUCAAUAAAAGAGAAAAUCUGUUAGAAAAAAGGAAUCAACAUAAAUUAAGAAUAAAAGGAAUUCAAAAUAAAGAUGUCUCAAAAAGAAAUAAAAAUCAUUUAAAUAAUCAAGCACAGAAAAAUUUCACAGAUGAAGGAGACCAACUAUUUAAUAUGGGUGCCAAGAUUCUCCAGCAGUCUAAAACCCAAAAGCAAAAAGCACAAGCCUACAUUUUCUUUGCCAAAGCAGCUGACAUGGGAAACUUGAAAGCUAUGGAGAAAAUGGCUGAUGCUUUGCUAUUUGGAAAUUUUGGCAUGCAAAACAUAACAGCAGCUAUCCAAUUAUAUGAGUUCUUGGCUAAAGAAGGAUCAUAUCAAGCCCAAAACGCAUUAGGAUUUUUGUCUUCUUAUGGAAUAGGGAUGGAAUAUAAUCAAGCAAAGGCACUGAUAUAUUAUACCUUUGGAAGUGCAGGGGGAAGCAUGAUAUCCCAGAUGAUUUUGGGGUACAGAUAUUUGUCAGGAAUCAAUGUUCUACAGAAUUGUGAAGUUGCCCUAAAUCAUUACAAGACAGUGGCAGAUUAUAUUGCUGACAAAUUAGAAAAAAGUGAAGGUAUUCCAGUGGAAAAAGUAAGACUAACUGAAAGACCUGAAAAUCUGAGCUCUAACAAUGAAAUUUUGGAUUGGGACAUAUACCAGUACUAUAAAUUUUUGGCAGAAAGAGGAGAUGUUCAGAUACAAGUAUCUCUUGGACAAUUACAUCUAAUUGGGAGGAAAGGCCUUGAUCAAGAUUACUACAAAGCACUAUACUACUUCUUAAAGGCAGCAAAGGCCGGAAGUGCAAAUGCCAUGGCAUUUAUAGGAAAGAUGUAUUUAGAAGGUAAUGCUGCAGCACCACAAAAUAAUGCUACUGCCUUCAAAUACUUUUCCAUGGCAGCCAGUAAGGGUAAUGCAAUUGGUCUUCAUGGGCUUGGUCUUCUUUAUUUUUAUGGUAAAGGAGUUCCUGUGAAUUAUGCUGAAGCACUUAAAUACUUUCAGAAAGCUGCAGAGAAAGGAUGGCCCAAUGCACAGUUUCAUUUAGGCUUCAUGUACUACUCUGGUUCUGGAGUAUGGAAGGAUUAUAAACUUGCCUUCAAAUAUUUCUAUUUGGCAUCUCAAAGUGGGCAGCCCCUUGCCAUUUAUUAUCUGGCCGAGAUGUAUGCGACAGGAACAGGAGUUUUAAGAUCAUGUAGAACUGCUGUGGAGCUUUAUAAAGGUGUCUGUGAACUGGGCCAUUGGGCUGAGAAAUUCCUGACAGCAUACUUUGCCUAUAAGGAUGGUGAUAUAGAUUCUUCUCUUGUUCAGUAUGCACUACUUGCAGAAAUGGGGUAUGAAGUAGCUCAAAGCAAUUCAGCGUUUAUUUUGGAAUCUAAAAAGGUUAAAAUUCUUGAGAAAGAGAAAAUGUAUCCAAUGGCUCUUCUCCUAUGGAAUCGAGCUGCCACUCAAGGCAAUGCAUUCGCUAGGGUGAAAAUUGGAGAUUACCAUUACUAUGGCUACGGGACUAAGAAAGAUUAUCAAACAGCAGCCACACAUUACAGCAUUGCAGCUGACAAAUACCACAGCGCCCAAGCCAUGUUCAACCUGGCCUAUAUGUAUGAACAUGGUUUAGGUAUUGCAAAGGACAUUCACUUGGCCAGGAGAUUAUAUGAUAUGGCAGCUCAAACAAGUCCAGAUGCUCACAUACCUGUGUUCUUUGCCCUCAUGAAACUGAAAACUGUGCAUUUGUUCCAAGAUAUCUUCUUUUUUAAUUUUACAACGAGAUGGAAAUGGAUUAAAUCAGACAACACCCAUGGAUCGUACUGGGAUUUAUUUGUGAUUGGCCUCAUUGUUGCUGUCCUAAUCUUCUUGCUUAGAAGUUACUACAUGUAGGAUCUGGAUCAUAGGAAAAUCUGCUCGCUCAUGGGAGUCAGUUCACUUGGAGGUAUCCUUGCUAAAUAAAGAAUCUCCACAUCAAACCAAGAGUCUGCUGCAAAUUUCCCCCACAGGGCUGUGAUGGAAAAUGGACAAAGUUUAGGACCUGUCCUCUCCAAAAACAUUUCAGAUUUUCUGCUGAAUUGAAUGGAGUGACCACUGAGCUGCUGCUGGGGAUUAGUUACCUAAACUUCAUUAUAGACUGGCCAUCUUGGUGCUCUAGUCCCGAGUUAAGAGUAAGGACCACCCAUCUUCAUGUGUUGUAACAACCUGUCCCCACUUAAGUGGACAAACAGGUUUCUUGGCUCCUACAACAAACUGGGGUAGAGACAAGGGAGUGUUUAGGGAGUACAGGAAAACAGAUUCCUCAGAAUUGUAUAAAGAGAAAAAUUACAAAUAGACCCUACUUUGGGGAAUGAUCCUGUGAACCACAUCAUAGCCCUAAAGAGCAAAAGCUCCUUGUGGCAUACUGUGCCAGCGGCCAUCUUCCCCAGGGGCCUCCUAUCAAAGCUCCUCCAAUCGUCAACAGUAAAUAAACACCA